UGUUGCUUGCAAGCUUGCAGACACUUCCCUCUUUUGCAGACUGUGAGUGCAUCCUCACCUCCUAUGCCCCAGGCCCACGUGAGGCAAGAAAAUGAGACACUGAAUGAGGAGAAUCUGCAGCCAAAUGAACAACCCCAAGAGGAUGAGUUUGACAUACAAAAAGAUUUCACCAUCCAGGUCCGUGUCACUGGGCGGACUGGUGACUGUGAGAAGGACUUCCUAAAGGAGGUCGCUGAGCACCUUUGGAAGCAUGAGAUCCACCUCAAGGUGGAGGAUUACCGAGAGGACUCUGGUCACUUCCUGCUGGUCUUCUGCCCAGUGGCUUCCCGGGUGGGCACCGACAUGCAGAAUGCUCUGGAAGACCUCCAAGGUGAGCCCAAGGCCGUCUUGGUGAUGCUGCAUCACAGACCGAAAGAAUACGACCACUUUCUGGACACCAAGCUGCAGGCACAACAUCCGGCCGUGGUGCACACAGUUCACGCUCGGUAUACACUCGAAGAUGGCCUCUACAACUGCCAGGUGAACGAGGAGGCCAUGGCCGCUGUGGCCGAAGUCCUCAAGGUCCAUUUCAAAGAGGAACAAGAGAAGCCUCCCACCCCUGACCACCUCAAAGAGGAACAAGAGAAGCCUCCCACCCCUGACCACCUCAAAGAGGAACAAGAGAAGCCUCCCACCCCUGACCCCGGGGAUCAGAUGUGCCCCAAUAGCGCCCAGGAGCCUCAUGACUGAGAGAAAGGCAGAAGGAAAGGAUAAGGAUGGUGAUAUUCAUAUUAACAUUGUUACUGCACUACGCUCUCUCCAUGGUUUCCGUGUCUUCAAACAGCUAUAUCUAUUUAAGUGUCUAUAUCUCGCUUUCUAGCUAUGCAAUAAAAAGUGGAAAUAGG
Messenger RNA from Anolis sagrei ordinatus, 884 nucleotides. Lineage: Eukaryota; Metazoa; Chordata; Lepidosauria; Squamata; Anolidae. The record is from RefSeq and is a predicted model, not a curated record.